AGUUAGGAUGAGCAUGGAGCUGCAGGCACAGUGAAAGCUUUCCCAGAGUCCUCCCCAUGUGCUUUGUGUACCAGUGGCCUUAUACUUCCUGAUGUCUCUAACCAAAAAAAAAAUACUUCAGUCACUGGCUCUGGGUGAGGAUUCAGAAUGGGAGACAAGCCUAUCUGGGAGCAGAUUGGGUCCAGCUUCAUACAACAUUACUACCAGCUUUUUGAUGCAGACAGGACUCAAUUAGGAGCAAUAUAUAUUGAUGCAUCAUGCCUUACGUGGGAAGGACAGCAGUUCCAGGGCAAAGCAGCCAUUGUUGAAAAACUCACUAGCCUCCCUUUCCAAAAAAUACAACACAGCAUCACAGCACAAGACCACCAGCCUACACCUGACAGCUGUAUACUCAGUAUGGUAGUGGGACAGCUUAAGGCUGAUGAAGAUCCUAUCAUGGGGUUCCACCAGAUAUUUCUAUUAAAGAACAUCAACGAUGCCUGGGUUUGCACCAAUGACAUGUUCAGGCUAGCAUUGCACAACUUUGGCUGAGCUGCCCAGCCCGAGGCUCCCGUGCUUUUUUUUUUUUUGUUUUGUUUUCGUUUUCCUCCUCUCCUCCUAACUGGUAUUAUUCACACUCACGGAACAUUCCAAAUAUCAUACACAAACCUGCAGCACUGCAGAGCGUGAGCAAGCAAGACUUGUGACCUGCCCUUCUGCUGAGUUUACAUUGUCACUAGAUGAGUUUCUUGUGCAUGAUGUUUGGAAGUUAGACUUAGCUGCAUUUGAUAAAGAGAAAUUUUGUGUUGUACCAGCAUGCCUCGGAAAGAAUUUAUAAUGCAAAAGGUUGUUGUUUAUGUACUGACAAGAUGCUCUUAUAACCCAAAGAAAUGAAAGAAAGAACAGCAGCCUGUACAGCCCAGUUAUUGAUUUGUUCAGAUGUUUCAAUGCUACGUUACACAAUAAAACAGAGAUUUUCUUAAAAGUUUAAA
This is a messenger RNA of Chiroxiphia lanceolata (lance-tailed manakin), 971 nucleotides long. RefSeq names its product nuclear transport factor 2 (gene NUTF2). The record is from RefSeq and is a predicted model, not a curated record. Bases 148 to 531 code for a protein of 127 amino acids. Gene Ontology annotation, cellular component: nuclear pore central transport channel. Lineage: Eukaryota; Metazoa; Chordata; Aves; Passeriformes; Pipridae. The transcript has 5 exons. Gene Ontology annotation, biological process: protein import into nucleus.